Molecule: messenger RNA, 681 nt
Organism: Verticillium alfalfae VaMs.102
Lineage: Eukaryota; Fungi; Ascomycota; Sordariomycetes; Glomerellales; Plectosphaerellaceae
Exons: 1
Coding region: 55-681 (208 amino acids)
Biological process (GO): mitotic intra-S DNA damage checkpoint signaling; DNA replication checkpoint signaling; DNA repair
Cellular component (GO): checkpoint clamp complex
Source: RefSeq, a predicted model, not a curated record
GAAUUGGUACCGGAGAUCCCGAUGUAACCUGACCGCUGCCGUCUCAUCACAGCCAUGCCCCUCCUUGCGUUCACGCUCAGCGAGGACGCCGUUUCGGCCCUCCGCGACGCUCUCAUCUGCCUCAACAAAUUCAGCGAUGACGUGUCUUUCGAAGCGCAGAAGGACAAAUUCGUCCUCACGGCUCUGAAUUCUUCAAAGUCUGCAUACGCCUGCUUCACCUUUUCCACCGCCCGUUUCUGCUCCCGGUACGCCUUCGACGGUCGCGAUAAGUUCUACUGCACGCUCUACACGCGAGCUCUCAUCUCGAUAUUCCGCAGCCGCGCGUCCGGUGAUCCGCAGCGCGGCAUCGCCAGCGGCGCCGACCGGCCCGACGGUCGGGACGGUGCCAUUGACCGCUGCGAGGUGUCGGUCGAGGAUGGGCCUGGCGUGCAGGUGAGCCGGUUCGUUGCUAAGCUCAUCUUCCGCAACGGGCUGGCGUCAACACAUCGGCUACCCUUUGAGGUGGCUGUGCCCGUGCAUGCCAAGUUCAGCCGGGAGGAAGCGGGGCAACCACUGGACCAUCCCGUCGAGGACGUUGCGGCAGCUGAUGGAGCACUUUGGGGCCUUGGUGUGGAGUUGCUGGAUAUCUGCUCGGAUGGGGAGCACGUCAAAUUUUACGUGGCUUUACCGAGAAGACUGUGA